Messenger RNA from Aphanomyces invadans, 3046 nucleotides. RefSeq lists its product as hypothetical. Gene Ontology annotation, biological process: rRNA catabolic process. Bases 43 to 3021 code for a protein of 992 amino acids. The record is from RefSeq and is a predicted model, not a curated record. Gene Ontology annotation, molecular function: RNA binding; 3'-5'-RNA exonuclease activity; endonuclease activity. Gene Ontology annotation, cellular component: nuclear exosome (RNase complex); cytoplasmic exosome (RNase complex). The transcript is spliced from 11 exons. NCBI's taxonomy places the organism in Eukaryota, Oomycota, Saprolegniomycetes, Saprolegniales, Verrucalvaceae.
CAAACAUCCCGCGACCUCAAGCAGAAGCGAUCGAGUGCCGCGAUGAGUCACGUUAUGUGGACGUACGAUGCCGAGAAUGUGGCGACGAAGCAUGGAAAGGUGAAGAGAAUUGUCCGAGAGAGGUACCUCCGUGAUGACAUCGCGUGUGGUAUCACAGCGUGCUCGCUCUGCUGCCACGGUGACGAAGACAACAUCGAGGAGCAACCACAUCGCCACGGCAACAAGUUGAACUUGACGCCUCAAGCGACCCAGUACCUGCUCCUGACAGUCGACGUUGUCCUUCGGCAAAUGGACGUGCUUGAGUAUUCAUCGUGUACGGAAAUGACGAACAUCAUCAUUUUGGAGACGGUCGCAGAACAAGUCAAGAACAAGGACAUGGGGAUCUAUCGCCGGUUGCACGCGUUGAUCAAAUCUGACCGCCACUUCUACGUGUUUGCGAACGAACAUCAUAGAGACACAUACGUUGCCAAGACUGAGGCCGAAUCGACUGUCGAACGCGAUGCCCGAGCCAUGUGCGGCGCUUAUCGAUGGUACAUGUCGCAUCUGUCGUCGCUCGAAAGCAAGACCAACGUCACGUACAUCGCGAACGACACCUUGGACGCUGAACGGGCGGCUGCGAACGGUGUCCAGGCCAUCACGAUCGCGUCCUUUAUUUCGCCACUCGUCAAAACGUAUCCCGACCUGGCCGACCUCAUGUCCCAAGACAUGGCGGCGUCGUCGGAUAACAGCGGAAGAAAGAAGAGCGCGACGCUGUACGACGAGCACAAGACCAUGUCCGAGGUCUUGGCUGGGAUCAAGAACAAGCGGUACUUCCAAGGCACCCUCCGCUGCAACCGCGACCACUGGCUCGAAUGCACCGUGUUGAUUCACGGCCUUAACGAAGCCCGUGUGCCAGUGCUCAUCUCGGGCCGCGAGUUUAUUAACCGCGCCAUGGAUGGCGACAUCGUGGCGAUCGAAAUCUUGCCCAAGUCGCAGUGGAAGCGACCCGCGGAAGCGUUUGCUGUCAACGACGACAAAGAUGACGAAGAUGACUCGGCGCGGACGGCGGAACCGGAAAAUAUUGGGGUCGCAGCACCGACUCUGGGUCCAUCCGACGUGAUCGACACGAACGACCUCAAGCCCUGCGGCAAGGUCGUCGGCAUCGUUCAGCGCAACUGGCGCCGGUACUGCGGAUCUAUUGAGCCGGUCGCGGUCGCCGCCCAGACGACGAACGUCCUGUUUGUCCCUGUGGACCGGAAGAUUCCCAAGAUUCGCAUCUCGACGAGGCAGCACGACACGCUCAUGGACAAGCGCAUUGUGGUCGCCAUCGACUCGUGGCCCGUGGACAGUCGGUUUCCCGUCGGCCACUACGUCAAGACACUCGGCGUGAUUGGGGACAAGGAGACGGAGACUCAAGUGCUGCUCCUGGAACACGACAUUCCGUGCGAACAGUUCUCGGACAAGGUGCUCAAGUGUCUGCCUCCCGCCGACUGGACCAUCACGCCCGAAAAUUCCAAAGGCCGGACCGACCUGCGCCACUUGCCAGUGUGCAGUAUCGAUCCGCCCAACUGCAAAGAUAUUGACGACGCGCUGCACGCGCGCCUGCUCCCGAAUGGAAACAUCGAAGUUGGCGUUCAUAUUGCCGACGUCACACACUUUGUCGAGGCCGGAAGCGCUUUGGAUUUGGAAGCGGCCGACCGCGGCACGUCUACGUAUUUGGUUGACAAGAGGUUGGACAUGUUGCCCGGGUUUCUCACGACGCAGUUGUGCUCGUUAACGUCGACGGAUGAUCACUUUGCGUUCAGUGUGCUGUGGGAAGUCCAAGUUGACGGCAACGAGGUGCAUGUGAUCGACGUCUCGUUCUGCAAGAGUAUCAUUCGCAGCAUUGCCAGUUUGUCGUACGGCGAAGCGCAAGUGCUCCUGGACGACCCCGCGGCUGGCGCGUCCUUUGUCCGGGCCAGUGCGACAAAGCCCAUCACGGACAAGAAGUUGCAGUUAGGUAGCGGUAUCAAGACCCUCCACGACAUUGCGAUGCGGCUCAAAGCCAAACGCAUUCAGGCUGGUGCGUUGACUUUGGCGUCGCCAGAAGUCCGCUUCGUGCUCGACACCGAGACGCAGAACCCUCUCGACGUCCAAAUGUACGCGUUGAAGGACACAAAUGCGUUGGUGGAAGAGUUCAUGUUGCUGGCCAACAUCACAGUCGCCAAGAAGAUCCUGCGCAGCUUCCCGACGUUUUCGCUACUUCGUCGCCACCCUGCUCCGUCCAAGCGGCAGUUUGAUGCGAUCGUGAGCCAAGCGAAGAGCGUUGGUGUGACGUUGCGCGUCGACAACUCCAAGCAACUGCAAGAGAGUCUGGACAACCCCACGGCGUCGCGCGCGGAAAACGCCUACUUCAACAAGAUGCUCCGCAUUCUGUGCACGCGGUGCAUGAUGCCUGCGAGCUACUUUUCAUCGGGGGAGAUCGGGGUCGACGAAUACCAUCACUACGGGCUGGCGGCGCCGAUUUAUACGCACUUCACGUCGCCAAUUCGACGAUAUGCCGACGUGAUCGUCCACCGCCUGCUGAGCGCCGCGAUUGGGGUCGCACCACUGCCCGACUACUUGGAAAACAAAGCGCACUUGCAUGAACUCACGCAGGGUUUGAAUCGACGCCACUUGGCCGCGCAGCUUGCCGGUCGGGCAUCCGUGAGUUUGCACACGUUGUUGUAUUUUGCCAACUUUCCCACGACGACGGACGCAAUGAUCAACAAGGUCCGUGCAAAUGGCAUCGGUGUGCUCCUGCCUCGUUUUGGCAUCGAGGGCAUGAUCGUUUUGGCGGAGAAGGGCAAGGAGGCGGCAAGUGUCAAGCACGAUCCUUCUCAGCACAGACUCACGCUGCUCAAGACCAAGCGUGUCCUGCACGUGUUCCAAAAGGUGUCGGUGAAAGUGUUUGUGGAGCUCACGUUUGGCAACCGCCAGCAGCUCAAGAUCGAAUUGCUCCCUGAAGACGCAGACUCGACGGACAACGCAUCUCCUGCCUCGAAGCGACCACGCACGUCGUAAAAAUGGAAAACCACGUCGUUGUCUA